Molecule: messenger RNA, 1922 nt
Organism: Rana temporaria (common frog)
Lineage: Eukaryota; Metazoa; Chordata; Amphibia; Anura; Ranidae
Gene: METTL16
Product: methyltransferase like 16
Exons: 10
Coding region: 125-1810 (561 amino acids)
Biological process (GO): rRNA base methylation
Cellular component (GO): nucleus
Molecular function (GO): 23S rRNA (adenine(1618)-N(6))-methyltransferase activity
Source: RefSeq, a predicted model, not a curated record
CUAUAGAUCUUUUGUCCCCUACAGCACCCCGUCCCCGGCCACGUCACGUGAUUGCCAGAAGUUGGAGCACGUGAGGACAGGAGUGCGUGUGUGAGAGGAGAGAUCGGCAUUAACCCUAUAAGAAAUGGCCCUUAAUAAGUCAAUGCAUCCAAGAAACCGCUAUAAGGACCAACCUCCAAACUUUGCCCACUUGGCUUCCAAGUAUCCAGAGUUUAAGAAGCAUGUUAGUGUGGGCCUGUCCGGGAGAGUAAGUUUGAACUUCAAAGACCCUGAAGCUGUCCGAGCCUUGACUUGUACUCUCCUAAAGGAAGACUUUGGACUGACCAUUGACAUACCCCUGGAAAGGCUUAUUCCCACUGUACCCCUGCGACUCAACUAUAUCCACUGGGUGGAAGAUAUUCUUGAUUACCAUAGCUCUGACAAAUCUACAGUGCGACGUGGGAUUGACAUAGGUACUGGAGCAUCCUGCAUCUAUCCAUUGCUGGGGGCCACGCUAAACGGCUGGUAUUUCCUCGCAACUGAAGUGGAUGACAUCUGUUUCAAUUAUGCAAAGAAAAACGUUGAGCAGAAUAACUUGGCUGAUCUGAUUAAAGUGGUUAAAGUCCCCCAGAAAACACUUCUAAUGGAUGCCCUAAAAGAAGAAUCGGAUAUCAUGUAUGAUUUUUGUAUGUGCAAUCCUCCGUUUUUUGCCAACCAGAUGGAAGCUCAGGGAGUGAACUCGCGAAACCCUCGCCGCCCUCCUCCAAGUUCUGUGAACACGGGUGGCAUUACUGAGAUCAUGGCAGAGGGGGGAGAGCUGGAGUUUGUAAAGAGAAUCAUCCAUGACAGCCUCCAACUAAAGAAAAGGUUAAGAUGGUACAGCUGCAUGCUGGGUAAGAAGUGCAGUUUGGCGCCAUUGAAGGAAGAGCUACAAAUACAAGGGGUAUCCAAAGUUGCGUAUACAGAAUUUUAUCAGGGAAAAACCAUGCGUUGGGCACUGGCAUGGAGCUUCUAUGAUGAUGUGACAAUCCCUGCUCCACCCUCCAAAAAAAGAAAAUUGGAGAAGCCACGCAAGCCCAUGAUGUUUACUAUGCUGGAGACAACCGUGCUAAUGCUGAAGGAAAAAUUUAAUGGCUCCCAGAACCCAACUCCCAGCUAUGUGGCUGUGGUCACAGGCUUUCUAAAAAAGAUUCUUACAGAUCUAAAGGUUGAGCAUAAACCUAUGACUUGUGGGAAAGAAGAAGAGAGCUUAUUUCUUACAGCAAUUGAAAACUCCUGGGUCCAUAACCGCAGAAAGAAAAGGAACCAAAUCAGACAGCUUAGAGAGUUGCCUCGUGCUCCUGAGGUGGAUUUCAGGCACAUGAGUAAAAUUGAGACACCGACACUAAAGGAAGAUUCACGGAAAGAUGUCCAAACACCAGAGGCAUCUGGAGCCCCUGAGGAUAAAAUUAAAUCUACUCCAGACUUCAGUAGUGCAACAUCUGCAUCCUCCGAUCCAGACCCCAUGCAACAUCCAGACGAUACCAAUCCAGAGUCUAUUGGGGAAGAAACCUUGGUAUUAUCUGAUGAAGCCAAGGACACCUCACGCUCUCAGAAUACUGAAACAGAUGAUCCUGAUUCUACUAAAGAACUGAACCAGAUUACAGGAGAGGGGUCACAGCCAGUUCAGGGCAAUGGUUCUCCUUUUCUUUUUAAAUGCAUGCUGAAUGUAAAAAAGGAGGCUUCUAAUGUGUUGGUUGAAAUGUACUGGGUGGAGGGACAAAACAAGGACUUAAUGAACCAGCUGUGUACCUACCUACGCAAUCAACUUUGUAGACUUGCAAGCAGCUAGCUUCUUUUCCACAAUCCACGAAGAGAGAAAUCUAUAUUUUUUUCUUAUAUUUGUAACAUUUUUAUGCAAUUUAUUAAAUUCUUUUUGGUCAUCCACACCAAUACUUAAACUU